AUGGCGCUCAAGAACAUCUUCAAGCUUAAACGCAACCGCAGCAGCGACGGGAACGAGGCGCGCAACGGCAACGGGUCUGGGGCAGCAGGAUGGAGCGCUCCCCUCCCUCCCUGGCCGCGCCCGUCCGGCUCGCCGCCAAUGCUGCAACACGAAUCAAAGUACAACUGCCUCGAAAUCGCGCAGAUGGUGCUCGCAGACCCGCAGGCGCCAGGCUACAUCUGCUACAUGGCCGCAAACGAGCUCCUGCGCGCAAACUUCAUGCAGGACCUGAUCCUCAUGCAGCUGGGCGGCAUGGGCGUCGACGUGUACCCGCGCGAGGCGGUCUUCGGCGUCGUCUUCGAGCUGGGCGUACGCGCGCGCCAGGGCGGGUGCACCAAGGGCUACAUUAUCAUCAGCCACAUGCUCGCGAGCCCGAACUACUUUGCGCCAGUGCACGAGGGCUCGUUUGCCCAUGCGGCGCAUAUGCUGCACUACGUGAUCGACACCGAUACCGAAGCGGCCAUCCGCUUCAUCGACCAUGCGCGCCUCGCGACCCCCACCGAGGGGAUCGACGCGGCGCAGAUCGCCGAGUGGAAGGCGACGGCCGCGCGCAAGCUCGACGAGCUGCUCGCCAGCCCGGGCGGCGCCGACAGGGACUGGAACAACGCGCUCCAGACAAAGGGGCUGCACAACCUCCGCGUGCUGAAAGCGUACAUGCUCUUCACCGGGGACGGGUACCCGCAGGACCUGGCCGCGUCGCGCAAGCUCUUCGAGGAGGCAGAAGCGAGGGGCGACCACGAGGCCGGCAUGGAGCUGUACAUCUUCGAGAGCGUGGGGCACGGGUGUCCAGUCAACAACGACAAGGCGAUCGCGUACCUCCGCCGCGCGGCAGCGAACGGGUCGCAAAGGGCAAUGUGUAACCUCGGCGGGUUCCACGCGACGGGCAACGGCGUGCCCAAGGACGAGAAGCUCGGCGUCGAGUGGUACGCCAAGGCGGCCGAACUCGGCAACUAUAGGGGCAACCGCACCCUCGCGAUGAUGCACGGCACCGGGCAGGGCGCGCCGCUCGACGCGGAGAAGGCGGAAGAGUACGAGUUUGAGGCUGCGGUGGCGGGGUGGCCGCACCCACUCAACAUCAACGACCUCAUGGACGUCCCCGUCGACCAGGUCAAGAUCCCCCAGUACAGCUAG
This is a messenger RNA of Vanrija pseudolonga, 1170 nucleotides long. RefSeq names its product Secretory immunoglobulin A-binding protein EsiB. The transcript has a single exon. NCBI's taxonomy places the organism in Eukaryota, Fungi, Basidiomycota, Tremellomycetes, Trichosporonales, Trichosporonaceae. The record is from RefSeq and is a predicted model, not a curated record. Gene Ontology annotation, molecular function: protein binding. Bases 1 to 1170 code for a protein of 389 amino acids.